AAAUGACCUUAAUGUACUCAUGCAAUUCUGCAUCUUCUCCCUUACGCGGUCAACUGGUUAGCCGUAUAGGCUCAGAGAAUUACGAAGUACUCCGUAGUAAUGGUCGGUGCACAUGGCCUAACUACUAAUAUUCUCAAAGUUUGACCAAGGAUUUCCUCCAAUUUCUUCUUCCAAAAGAGAAGACAAAGAGUCUCCAGGCUCUACAGUUUCUCCCCCAAUCAAAAAAGCAAAGCCUUAUAAAUUUGAGUCAAAUCAAAGCAAUGUAUCCAUUCUUCAUCCAUCCUUUGCCCCAUAAUUCGCUUCUGAUUACGAAAAUCUUCAACAAUGGAGUCUACCACGGAGAAGGUCGAAUUCCGAACCAGAGUCCUAAGCGGACACCUCAACCAACAAAGCGACCAAAGCGACCCUUCGAUCCUCAAAUCCUCGCCGUGCCUCAGCUACACCCCGCCGGAGCUGUCCGAGAAACCGGCCGCGUUCGACGUUUCCGAGAUGCGGAAGCUGAUGGACGGCCACAACUUGGAGGAUAGGGAUUGGAUUUACGGGGUGAUGAUCCAGAGCAAGCUUUUCAACCCGAUUGUUCGGGGCGGGAAAGUGUUUGUGGGUGCGGAUUACAACCAGACAAUGGAGGAGCAGAGGGAGUUGACGAUGAGAAGGAUUGAGUUUCUGUCGGGUAUUGGGCUUUUCCGUGGAUGGUUGACUGAUAAUCGGCCUGAAGCUGAGCUGAGGAAGCUGUCCUUCCUUGAAAUCACUUCACUGUUUGAUCACUCUCUUUCUGUGAAACUUGGGGUCCAUUUCUUGCUCUGGGGUGGAGCGAUCCAAUUUUUGGGAACAAAGCGCCACCAUGAUAAGUGGCUCCGAGAUAGUGAAAAUUAUGUGGUCAGUGGUUGCUUUGCAAUGACAGAAUUAGGGCAUGGAAGUAAUGUACGUGGUAUCGAAACUGUUACAACUUACGACCCAAGUACGAGAGAAUUUAUUAUAAACACUCCCUGCGAGUCGGCUCAAAAGUACUGGAUAGGAGGAGCAGCUAAUCAUGCAACACAUACAAUAGUUCUUUCACAGCUUCUAAUUGGCGGUAAAAAUGAAGGGGUCCAUGCAUUUAUUGCUCAGAUAAGAGACACCAAUGGUAACAUUUGUCCCAACAUUCGUAUAGCUGACUGUGGUCACAAGAUUGGUUUGAAUGGAGUGGACAAUGGUCGGAUAUGGUUUGAUAAUCUUCGGGUUCCUAGGGAAAAUUUGCUGAAUUUAGUUGCAGAUGUUACUUCUGAUGGGGAGUAUGUGUCUGCAAUCAAGGACCCUGAUCAAAAACAAAUGGCACAAUUAUCAUAUGAUCAGCGCUUUGGAGCACUGAUGGCUCCUUUGACCACUGGGCGUGUAACCAUACCAACAGUUGUAACUUAUGCUGCAAAGGUGGGAAUAGCAACUGCGAUAAGAUACUCUUUAACAAGGAGAGCAUUCUCCGUCACACCAUAUGGUCCUGAAGUAUUAUUGCUUGAUUACCCAAGUCAUCAAAGACGGCUAUUGCCUCUUCUUGCCAAAACAUAUGCCAUGAGUUUAGCUGCUACCUCCUUGAAAAUGAUGUAUGUAAAGAGGACACCGGAAGUAAACAAAACACUACAUGUUGUUUCAAGUGCUCUUAAGGCUACCUCAAGCUGGCAUAAUAUGCGAACACUUCAGGAAUGUCGGGAAGCAUGUGGAGGGCAAGGCAUAAGAACUGAGAAUCGUAUCGGCCAAUCAAAAAGUGAUUAUGAUGUAAACUCUACAUUUGAGGGAGACAACAACGUUCUUAUGCAACAAGUUAGUAAGGCACUUCUGUCAGUAUUUGUUUCUUGCCAAAGGAAAGGCAUCCCAUUUGCAGAAUUGGGAUUGGAACACAUGAAUGAAUCUUCUCCUGUCAUACCAUUGAAGCUUUCAAGUGAUACCUUAAGGAGCAUACAGUUCCAAAAUGACAUUUUUUGCCUGAGAGAGCGGGAACUUUUGAACCGCUUUGCUUCUGAAGUUUCAGAACACCAAGCUCGCGGUGAAAGUAAAGAAAGCGCUCUUUUGUUGAGUCAUCAGAUUGCUGGAGACUUAGGCAAAGCCUUUGCUGACCUUUCAAUUUACCGUGCAUUUUUAGAAGCAGAAGCUUCUGUACAUUCUGGUCCGCUUAAGAACGUACUGGGGCUCGUGAGAUCAAUGUUUGUUAUGGUUAGUUUGGAUGAAGAUAUUACAUUCCUACGAUAUAGAUGCAUAACAGCUGAUAAUGCCACUGCGGUUAGGGAAGAGGUGGCAACACUCUGCAGGGAGCUAAGGCCACAUGCCCUUGCUUUGGUCACUUCAUUUGGCAUACCUGAUGCUUUCUUGGGCCCUGUAGCUUUUGAUUGGGUUGAUGCUAAUGCGUGGUCUUAGAGGCUUUAAGGGCACCUUCCUUUCUCCACUCCACAUGAUAUUUUGCAGCAACAAACAUUGGUUCAUGUAGUGGUUUCUUUUAGAAUUGUCUUUUUAUCACUUUUCAAAGGAAAAUAAGAAACAUGGUAGUGAAAUUUUGGUUGUGAUGCUUUAUAUAUUGAGAAUUUUGGUGCAGAUUGCAUUAGAACAUUUCACUGUGUUCCAAUGUUUCAAAAAAGGCAUCAAUGGUUUUAUUCUAGGGAUAUAUUGA
This is a messenger RNA of Cuscuta epithymum, 2635 nucleotides long. The record is from the annotation of a GenBank genome assembly. Lineage: Eukaryota; Viridiplantae; Streptophyta; Magnoliopsida; Solanales; Convolvulaceae.